GUGAACUUGAGCAACCCCCCUCAACCGCGAUGUUGCUCACUUUGGCCGGUUGUCGGUCGGUUCUCCUGCCACAAACGAGCAUGACUGUUGAAAGAGUUAAUGUCUACCUUGAGAAUUUUUUGCACAGCUGCUCCUGGGAUGCUGAGACUGCAAACAUUAGUUCCGUCCUGAUAACGCUUGACAACACUUUUCGCCUAGGAACCUUGGAUGAAGGAAAAACUGUUGGCCAGUCCUCGUUUAUGGCGCUUUCCGGAUGGAUUACAGAAGGUUUGGAGAAGGAUAGAUCUCCUGAUCGGCUAACUCAACAAAACGGAGUCAUGAGCACAGCCACACCAACGAUGAAACAAGGGUCUGUCAGUUGUGAUCUUCCAGGAUCUACGGAAUUUAUUCUGUACGGACUACCAAACGUUGUAUUUUUAGGGGCUGGUAAAAGCGGACAAUGA
This is a messenger RNA of Opisthorchis viverrini, 443 nucleotides long. RefSeq lists its product as hypothetical. NCBI's taxonomy places the organism in Eukaryota, Metazoa, Platyhelminthes, Trematoda, Opisthorchiida, Opisthorchiidae. The transcript has 2 exons. The coding region runs from base 30 to 443 and encodes 137 amino acids. The record is from RefSeq and is a predicted model, not a curated record.